Molecule: messenger RNA, 4442 nt
Organism: Phymastichus coffea
Lineage: Eukaryota; Metazoa; Arthropoda; Insecta; Hymenoptera; Eulophidae
Gene: Tg
Product: annulin
Exons: 10
Coding region: 129-2405 (758 amino acids)
Biological process (GO): peptide cross-linking
Molecular function (GO): protein-glutamine gamma-glutamyltransferase activity
Source: RefSeq, a predicted model, not a curated record
AGGGUCACACCACACCUUUCAAUUGUCUAAGCGCAUGUGAUAAGCGCGUACAAAUUAUGAACUUAUCGUUCAAUAACGAGUGUGUUUGGAAACUCGUGACUUCGAAGUGAAUUAGACCGUUUGGAAAGAUGGGUAAUUGCUGUUCGUCCGUGUGUCCGAAAUUGAUAAAGAGGGUUCAACGUCCACACGAACAUAACAUUGUACCCGAGUGCACAGGACUAGAGUGCAACUUGCCAAAACCACCAGAACUUACUAUAAAUGGGGACAACCACAGCCGCUCGGUGCUGACGAUCGUGCACGUGGAUUACUGCAUCGAAGACAAUGGGGAGGCCCACUAUACAUCGCGCUACGAAUUGAUGAACAGAAGUGGCAAUCAGUCUCGUCUGGUCGUACGUCGCGGUCAUCCCUUUCAUUUGGACAUCAGCUUGUCGCGUAAUUAUGACCCAGCGAUCGAUGGUAUGUCUAUCGUGUUCACGGUGGACGGUAUUAAGAGACCGCAGUACGGCCAUCAUACGCUCGUCGCGUCAGCGGUUCUACAUCCUGGGGAAGUUUCCGAGGGUACAUGGCAAACUGUCGUUGAAGCUUAUGCUGAGAAUUCGUUGAGAAUCAAGGUUACGCCGUCGGCAGACGCUAUUGUUGGCAAGUGGCGCAUGGAAAUCGACACGAAGAGACGGGACUCCGAGGGUGCUGUGAGCUUCACGGUCGACUAUCCGUUUUACUUGAUAUGCAAUCCCUGGUGUCGAGAGGACGUGGUGUUUUUAGGAAACGAAGCCGAGAGGCAAGAGUAUGUGCUAGCUGAUACAGGACUCAUAUGGCGUGGUACAAAAGAUCAGAUGAGACCGACGGUUUGGAAAUACGCACAAUUCGAGAAGGAUAUCUUGGAUUGUGCUCUAUACACGAUGAUCGAAGUUGGCAAGGUGCGGGUAUCCGGUCGGAACGAUCCUGUUGUCAUUACUCGAUGCCUCUCUGCUGCCGUGAAUUCACAAGACGAUUACGGGGUUGUACUGGGUAACUGGUCAGAAGACUUCGGUGGUGGCACCCCACCGACGCAGUGGCUAGGCUCACAGAAGAUCUUACAGCAGUAUUACAAGACGAAGAAGCCCGUGAAGUACGGCCAAUGUUGGGUGUUCGCGGGUGUGUUAACGACGGUUUGCCGGACGCUUGGUAUUCCCUGCCGUACCAUCACUAAUUACUUAAGUGCUCACGACACGCAGAGCAGCUUGACUAUAGAUUACUUUGUGGAUGAGGAAGGCAAAACCAUGCCUGAGUUGGCUAGCGAUUCGAUAUGGAACUUCCACGUGUGGAACGAGGUGUGGAUGAAACGAUUGGACUUGACGGCAGACCAGCACGGUUGGCAGGUGAUAGACGCGACGCCCCAAGAGCUCAGCGAAAAUGCCUUCCGCUGUGGUCCAGCCUCCGUCGCGGCGAUCAAGCGUGGUGAGGUACAUCGACCCUACGAUAUUAGCUUCGUCUUCGCUGAGGUCAACGCCGACAAAGUUUUCUGGCGAUACAAUGGACCAACGCAGCCCCUUAAACUUGUUGGCAAGGAUAUUUAUGGAGUUGGACGAAAUAUCAGUACAAAAGCUGUUGGGAGGUGGGAACGCGAAGACAUAACACACCAUUACAAAUACCCGGAAAAAUCGGAAGAAGAGCGGGCCGCCAUGUUAAAGGCGCUGCGCCAAAGCGAAUCGUUGUUUAGCCGUUAUUACCUCAACGAAGAAUUCAAUGACAUUAUGUUCAACUUUGAACUCAAAGACGAUAUUAUCAUCGGUCAGCCAUUCAACGUUGUACUGACGGUGAAAAAUCACAGCUAUGUGGAAACUUAUCAGGUUUCUGUAAUUCUGCGUGUGGAAGCUGUCACGUAUACAGGUCGAAUUGGUGAUCCCAUAAAACGCUCGGACACUGAACGUUUUAUCAAACCCAGUGCAACCGAUGAAGUGAUUCUCGAGGUAUCCUGGGAGGAAUACAGUUCGAGACUUCUAGAUCAGAGUGCUUUUAACAUAUCUUGUCUUGCCACUGUUAAGGAUACCAACUUUGAGUAUUUCGCGCAGGAUGAUUUUCGUGUUCGGAAACCUGAUAUUGUUAUUGAGCUGGAAUCAAGCCCAGUCGUUGGCGAACUGCUAGAAGCAACGGCACAUUUUAAAAAUCCAUUGCCAAUUCCUCUGAAACGUGGCAAAUUCUUAAUAGAUGGACCAGGCCUUGAAGAACAAUUGAAACUACGACUCUCUGAAAACGUAGAAGUUGGUGGUAAAGCAGCUUGUCGAUUCUCCAUGACACCAGGAUUUUCGGGCAGAGCAACGAUUGCCGCUAAAUUCUACUCGCGAGAGCUCGACGACGUCGACGGUUUUCUCAACUUCAUGGUUAAGCAUAAGCCUUAUGAGCCUUACUCAUCUCGCAACAAUUAACGCUAGUCCAAUGAUUCUCAUUCGAUCUUCUACACUUACACGCUGUCAAAAUUUCGUAGACUUUUUUUUCUUUUGUUUUUACGAACUAGAGUCCAAGUUGAUGUAUUUAUUAGCAAGUAUUUCUUUUUGUACGUUAUUAUUUAUGAGUAAUCUUUAAGUAGGCAUUUUUGAAAAGUUUUAGUCUAUCUGAACAGCAACGUUUCAGUGUAUAUAAAUCUUUUAGAUAGAACAUGAACUUAGAAUAUUAACUUAUGUUUCCCAAAAAUAAGCACAAGACCAUUUUAUUUUUGUCAUAAAACAUUAUUUUUAAUAUCUUAUUUUGAGCUAUCCUUUUAUAGAUAGUAGACUUUUGUAUUUAUUACGUAUAUCCGAUCGCUUAUUGUCUGUAGUAUUACUACCGUUUCAAGUUUUAUAUUUAAUAUACAUUCUAUUUCACAGUACUUUUCUAUUUAAUCCUCUUGUAAUAUUAUAUUCACAUCGUUUAUGGUAUUUUUGUCGUAUUCUUUAUAUACUUUGUUAAUGUACUUACUGAACAAUACUAAAAAUCUGAAUUACAACAAACGUCAAUUUAACAAUUUGAGGCAAGAAUCGUAAAUUAGAAGGACUGUCUAAAAUUAAAUUAAAGUUAAAUAUCAAUUAUCUGAGUGUUAUUAAUAACUUUUGUUCAACUAUCAAUUGCACAUUUUUUAAUGCUAUUGCCAAUUUUUGUUCAAUUAUCAAUUAAAAACUUUUGCUACUUCAAAAUUCAACUCCACAUAAAAUAAUAAUUAUUUUAUCGAUUAUCAUAACAAAUCUUGUUACAUUCCAUAACAUAUUAUAAGUAAAAAAAUCAGAGAAGAAUUCAUUAACGUAACUACUUCAAUUCUACUUUGAAUUUCUGCUGAUGCGGCAGGAAAGCUUGUACAAGUGUAAUGCAGAUAUGAAAAGAGAGGGGAAAACAACAUUGGAAUACCGACCUGCCUUCUUGAUUACACAUUUUUGUGAGUUUUCGUAGUUCAUAGAAAAGUUUACUUAAAGACGAAUUGGGUGAAAUAAGAGUAACAUGAAAUGAGGUCGAAAUGUCACAAUGAAAAAUCACAAAACUUAUCUUCUUACGCUAUCGGCUUGUGUAAACAAAAUAUUCUUCAUUCUUGAGCUUAUUCUAUCCAUGAAUCGUUGAAAAAAAUGUGAAAAUCCAUUCAUUCAAAAAUAUUAACAAUAUAUAUAUAUAAAACACGUUGAUGUUUUCGUUCACUGUCUAUUAGCUCGAUCUUGUCUUCUAUUUUAUCAUCAUAUCCUCCUAUCUUGAAAAAAUUAUGAGUCGCCGGCAUCUAUCAUGAUUUUGUUCAUGCGAAAAAAAGAGAGCAAACUUUUAAAUUUUCAUAUAUACUGUUAAACGGCUGUAUUAUAUAUCUAUCAGCAUGAAAAUUUAUAUUUCAGUAGUAAAUUCCAUUUAUGAAUAAUUAAAAUGAAUAAUAAUCUACGAAAAUGGAAAUAUGCCGUUAAUAUAUCGUUAUAAGAAAAUAAGAAGUUAUCUUUUUAAAUUACAGUGUAAUAAUUUCUGAUUAUGCUCGCAAAAGUAACAUGUGAAUUACAAAAUACGAAUUAAUAAUUUGAUAUAGCAUCUGUGAAGAUAAUAGUAUCGUCUUAAAGUGUGAUUGGAAAAGAGAAAAAGUGAAUAGAAUAUAAUGGAUCAUAUAAUAUUUUCAAUUCUUACAUUGUAAAGUCAGAGGUUGCGGGAAACGAAAACUAAUGAUUAGAAUAUGAAAUUGGAAAAGUUUUCAUGGGUGUUUUAUAUAUAACUAAUACUAACAUAACACUAGGGUCAUAGAGAACAUCUACUAUUGAGUAAAUUUAUUAUAUGAUAUUAUUGAAAUAACGCUAUUACAAAUGAUUGAUGUGAUAAUUUGGACUACAUACGGGUUUCUUUUCUUGUUUUUUUUUUUACAUCGUUGAUGUCGUUAUUUUUAUCAGCAGUUAUAUGUUUUCAGACAUAAAUAUUUUUUAUUCAUCCAAGCCAUCUUGUCUUAGCUAACAGAAGAAUUCAACAAUUAAUAC